Molecule: messenger RNA, 3829 nt
Organism: Doryrhamphus excisus (bluestripe pipefish)
Lineage: Eukaryota; Metazoa; Chordata; Actinopteri; Syngnathiformes; Syngnathidae
Gene: pou2f2a
Product: POU class 2 homeobox 2a
Biological process (GO): regulation of transcription by RNA polymerase II
Cellular component (GO): nucleus
Molecular function (GO): DNA-binding transcription factor activity, RNA polymerase II-specific; RNA polymerase II cis-regulatory region sequence-specific DNA binding
Source: RefSeq, a predicted model, not a curated record
GACGCCAACCACCGUGCGGGGGGAUCAAACAUCGGGCGGUACACGGCGGAGCACAGCCAAAGAACGGACCGGCACCAGAGGACUGCGCAUUGAUGUGGAUUUAUUCAUCCCACAAGGAGGAAGGAGCCCGUUUCUUACUUUUUUAAACGUGAUUAUUAAUGUGAUUAAUCAGCAGAUACAUGACUGCAAGCCUCCGGCAGCUGCCCGCCGCAUUUAUCAGCCAAACAAAAAGGACAGUCCGUCCCCAUCCGGGUGGACCGGCAAUGGCAGAGUCCUCUUUACGCGCACCCACCGGAGCUUAGUGGCUGAAGCGGCAUGGAUCUCACCUGGCGUCCUCACCUGCCGCAUGCCAGCCGCACUACAACCUACUAGAAGAGACAUGUGAGUCCUGGUCUCGCUCCGAGAAAAACAACAACUUAAGAAAAGCCACACCAGAAACAUCGAAGCUCUUUUUUUUUUUGUCCGAGUCCAGCACGAGUCCAGUCUAGGAAAAGCGUGAGAGGGAAGUAAAGAAGCGGAAAGCACAGUAACAAGAAAAAGACAGGAGCAGACCCCCGGCCCAGGUCCAGGUCGACAGAGGACCAUGUUUGUCCCCCUGCCGGUCCCCUUCGUCUUUCAGAGAACUGCGUCCGACUUCAGCGCCUGGAGACUCAAGUCCUCGCUGGCUGCAAGGUCCAGCCCCGAUAUCAGGAUGUCCAAAGCAGAGGAGGAGAAGGCCGGGACGGACUAUCCUGGCGACGGCUCAGACUCAGACAGAAACAGUCCAGACGAGCAGGUGCAUCCAAUGAAAGGCAGCCCGUUCAGCCUCUCCCCAACACCAGCCAGCAAGGUGAAGACGGAUGAGAGUUCUGAGAUGACCCACGUCAGCGCCCCACCACCGCCUCCUCCCCAACAACAGCAGCAGCAGCAGCAGCAGGCCCAGCAUCACCACACACAACUGAUGCUGGCAGGCACUCAGCUGGCGGGGCUCGCCGCUCUCCUCCCGGCCCAGCAACAGUUGCUCCUCCAGCAGGCGCAGGCGCAGCUCCUGGCCGCCGCCGUGCAACAGUCCAACGCCGCCCAUGCAGCUCACGCCGCCGUGCAGCAACAGCAGCAGCAGCAGCAGCAAAGCCAAACACCUCAGCAGCAGGCAGCCAAACAGGAGCAGACCGUGCAAGCUCCGCCUCCACCGCCGCAGCUGGCACUGUCUCAGCCAAUCCAGCUCACGGCCCAGGACAUCCAGCAGCUGCUGCAGCUCCAGCAGCUGGUUCUCAUGCCAGGCCACCCCCUCCAGUCCCCGGCCCAGUUCCUCCUGUCGCAGCCCCCCCAGACUCAGCAGCAACAGCAGCAGCAGCAAGCUUUGCUCUCAACGCCAAAUUUGAUCCAGCUACCUCAGCAAAGCCCGGGGGGACUGCUGACAACUCCGCCCCGCCUGGGCCUCCAAGCACAGAGAGAGAAGAGCGGCGAUGGCGGCGGAGGAGGCGGCGGCAGGUCCUCCGCAGCGCCCACGGGUGGCGGCAGUGUGGGUUCGGCGGCGUCCGUAGGAGCCUCGUCCAUCUCCGGCGGCACCAUGGCCGCCUCGCUGACCGCUGCCUUGGCUCCCGGGGCCCACGGAGCUCACAUCGGGGGCGAGGAACCCAGCGACCUGGAGGAGCUGGAGCAGUUUGCCCGCACCUUCAAACAACGCCGCAUCAAGCUGGGAUUCACCCAGGGGGACGUGGGCGUGGCCAUGGGCAAACUAUACGGCAACGACUUCAGCCAGACCACCAUCUCCCGCUUUGAGGCCCUCAACCUGAGCUUCAAGAACAUGUGCAAGCUCAAGCCUCUGCUGGAGAAGUGGCUGAGUGACGCAGAGACCAUGGCGGUGGACAGCAUUCUGCCCAGCCCCUCCUCCAUCUCCUCCCCCCUGCUGGGCAUGGAGGGUCUCGCCGGCCGACGCAGGAAGAAGCGCACCAGCAUCGAGACCAACGUGCGUCUGGUGCUGGAGCGCAACUUCAGCACGAACCAGAAGCCUACGUCGGAGGAGAUCCUGCUGAUGGCAGAGCAGCUCAACAUGGAGAAGGAGGUGAUCCGUGUCUGGUUCUGCAACCGGCGGCAGAAAGAGAAGCGCAUCAACCCGUCCAGCAGCAGCACGCCGCCGCUGCCCGGUCAGACCUCGCCGGCCGUCACGCACAAAGCCCCCUGCUACAGCCCACACAUGAUCUCCAGUCCGGGUGUGUCGCAGGGCAGCAGCAGCCUGAGCACACCAGCCGCCACUCUGUCCCCCUCGGCGUCCUGCCCCAUGACGCCCGUCAGCUCCGUCGUCGCCGCUGGGUCCGCUUCCUCUUCGUCUUUGACUCCGCCCCCUCAUAGCACAGCCAGCCCUGCCCCUCCCGGACUCGGGGCUCAUGGACUCAACACGGGGAACACCAUGAUGGGAGUAAGCACAGGAAUCAACCAGGCGCUCAUCGGCAGCAACCCAUUGGCUACCAUGCAAGCCCUGGCAGCCAACAGCGGGCAACUGUCCCUCAUGGAAGGGGGCGCGGGUCACAUGCUUCUAAGUGCAGCCGGCGGUGCCGUUCCUCCCUCGCUGCGCCCCUCCCUCUUCCUCAAUCGCCCCGGCCUGCUCCCCAUGGUGACAGGCUCCAUCUCCAUGGCGACGGCCUCCCCGCCCGCCAUGGGCCUGAUGAGCGGCGGCGGCGGAGGGGCCAUCCCCCGGCCCGCCUUCACCCGGUCGCCGCCCGCCGGCAGCCUCCUGAGCCCGACCUCUUGCCCCGAGGAUUCUCCCUGUUCCAGCCCCGCCUCUUUCUGUUCCUUCAGCGAAGCCUCGCCGCCCCCUCUGGGCGGGGCCAUGGCUGAGUGACAGCCAAAGCGUCCUAUCAGAGGAAGGCGGGAGGAGGGAAGGAGGAAGCUUUAAAAAAUGUCUUCUUACGACCUCGCCUUUCAACCAAAGCCAUCUCUGUCCCCGGCCGACUCCUUCUCCGCCCCCUCCCCCACCCCACAAACAUCCUCCGAAGCCAAAAAUGUACACAAGUGGAAGAGGGUGGGGGGGGGCACGGCGAGGCGAGGAAGGGUGGCGUGGACGGAGGGACCAGGAGGGAGGCUACUUGAAACCAAAAAGACGAUGUGGAGCGGAGGAGGGCAGGAAGGAGAAGUGCAUGAUGGGAGGCUACCAACACCAAAAAUACCAAAAAACUCCAAAACCAAAAAGUUCAAGGCAAAACGGAGAGAAAAGCUUUAGACGUUUCUUGCAUUCCUGCUCCAUUUCACUCAGGAUGUCCACCUUCAUCUCAUUUCCCCUCCACGUUUCCACGCAGACCUCUCUCUCUACCUCUACACCACCUCGCCGCAGGUGGCGUUGGGGGCGGGGCUUACCACCAGCCUCUUCCUUGCCAGCGUCCUGCAAAAUAGCACCGGUCGCGCCUGUGCCUUUCAAAACCAAAGCGGGAUAAACUGUAAAUAUAUGCUGAAAUCCCGGGCCAAUCACAGGACAAGACCAUUCACAGGUGUGUCCUGUGAUUGGCCGACCACCCUGAAAACAGAUGUGAUGGACUUCCCUUUCGUUUCAUUUGCAUUUGCUGUGCGGUUAACCCCGCCCCUUUGGGCCAACAUGAUGCAUAUAUCAAACAUCCUGCCCACUAGUUUGCCAUUAGCUUGCUUGUUUGCAUCCUCCCAGAAGACAACAUUUAUCAGGAAACGUUUUCACCCAAGGGCGCCCCCUAGAGGCAAACAUAGUAUUUGUCUUUGAUUUAUCAAUGUACAAAUAGUUAUUACUAUUACUAAAUGGUUGUUUGUCUUUUUACUAUUUUCAUUUACAAUUAUUAUUUGUUGGGGAAAAUUGAGGCUACUAAAUCAGUUUUAUUUUGUAUUA